Messenger RNA from Orbicella faveolata, 1397 nucleotides. RefSeq names its product mitogen-activated protein kinase kinase kinase 2-like. The record is from RefSeq and is a predicted model, not a curated record. NCBI's taxonomy places the organism in Eukaryota, Metazoa, Cnidaria, Anthozoa, Scleractinia, Merulinidae. Gene Ontology annotation, biological process: protein phosphorylation. Gene Ontology annotation, molecular function: protein kinase activity; ATP binding.
UCCAAGAAGGGGAUAUCGAUCACUGUAGCGUCAUUUCUAUAUGUCACGAUAUAACGUCAUCAAUCAAUGUUAUGGACUCGGACUUUUGAAAGUACUAAAUCCUCCAUGUUUCAUGGAUCCUUUAUAUAGAUUACGUCUAUUGUUAUAGCUUUAACAGCGAGUUUGAAAGGGCAAGAGCCACAAAAGCUCCUCUCCCCACUAUCUCGCACUCCGUGUUCAACAAGGUCAAAAAAUAGUCGGGUGGGAAAAGAAUUAACAAAAUAACCAUUUCUCGUCCAACUUAUUCUAGAAAGUUGGCAGUAAAACAAAUUUGGUAUCUUAUUGCGGCACCCCGUACUGGAUGGCACCAGAAAUAUUCUGGGGUAAAGGCUAUGGACGGAAAGUAGAUAUUUGGAGUCUAGGUUGCACAGUUGUCGAAAUGUUAACAGGGAAACCUCCUCUGGGUCAUCUUGAGUCAGCGGCGGCCAUGUUUAGGAUUGGCUCCAAACCCAUCGAGCCUACGCUGCCAGAGAAUGUAUCAUUAGAUGCAAAAGAGUUUGUUAAGGCUGCUUUGACCUGGAAACCUGACGAGCGACCUUGGUCCGAUGAGUUGCAACGUUACAACUUCGUUUCUAAAGGUACAGCCACAGAAAUCGACAGAACUGUUUUUUAACCUUUUUUCCAGUUGUCCAUUAGACUAUAUUAUAGCACAUAUAUCAUCUACAGCUACUUAAAGAGCUCAUGGCACAAGUACAGCCCAUUGGAAAUAAAAACCUACAUGAGGUUACUGGAAUAUCCGUUCAGCGUAUGGUGCAUGUUUUCGUUUUCAGCAACUAAAUGAUGCCCUACCUCAUUUUACAUAAGGCCGAAAAACUUGUCAUCAGGAAUUAUUUUCGAAAUAUGACGUCUGGAUCUCGGACUUGGCUUAAUCUCAUCGAGGGCCAAGUCUAAAAAAAUCAUCGUAUGUUUUUUAAUUCCCGCCCAAGUUAAUAAUUUUAGGGGCAAGUUUUGAUAAAAAGCAAAAUAACACCCCACACCAGUUGUAUUCAAGGCAAUGUUUCUGAAAAUCAAACCGAGCGAUUUCUCUGAGAUUUUCACUCCAGGCAAUUAGAUGUUUUAAGAUUCAUUUAACACCAUAAUACCAUUUCGUCAAGUCUUGUGGACACAGUUUGCAAUAACAUUUUAAAACAGCUCCGUUUUUGUUGUAUUUUGACACCUUAAAACUUUACUCGCAAUUUUCUCGAAAACGCUCGCACAGAUCUUUUUUUAAAUUUUGCCAUCGUUAAGACAACUGUGUCAAGUCCGAGAUCCCGCCGUCAUAUUUCGAAAAUAAACUCUGAUGGCAAGUUAUUCGGUCUUAUGUAAAAUGGUGUGGCCAGGAGCCAUAAUCGGGGACGGAGACUGUAAGCGCGCGCUAU